Molecule: messenger RNA, 1341 nt
Organism: Mollisia scopiformis
Lineage: Eukaryota; Fungi; Ascomycota; Leotiomycetes; Helotiales; Mollisiaceae
Exons: 4
Coding region: 1-1341 (446 amino acids)
Molecular function (GO): catalytic activity; iron-sulfur cluster binding
Source: RefSeq, a predicted model, not a curated record
AUGUUCACCAAGAGCGCAAUCCCGCUGCUCUUCAAUCGGCACGCACCCCACUUGGACCCUAAUUCAUAUAUUGCAGCGGCUCAAGUAUUCCCAAUGCGCCUCAACAGCCAUGUUGCAGAGGACCUCAUUGAUUGGAGCAACACCCCACAAGAUCCCAUGUUCCAGCUGGCGAUUCCACAGCCAGCAAUGCUCGGUCCAACAGACCUGCAAAAAAUGAUGGCGGCACUUCAGAAAGAGUUGCCAAAGACAGACUUGCAACAGAUUGCGGAGGAAAUCCGCAAGAAAUUAAAUCCCCACCCAGCCAACCAAAAAACUGAGAAUGUACCUCGAUUAAGAGGUGAAGAGAUGCCUGGAAUGCAGCAUAAAUAUCGAGAGACAGUCUUGUUCUUUCCCUCAGAGGGACAAUUUUGCCAUGCUUUCUGUACCUACUGCUUCCGCUGGGCUCAAUUCACUUCGGUUGGCUCUUCCCAGACAUUUAAAUCGAACAAUGGUGAGCAGCUACGAGAUUACAUAUCAAGCAUGCCCCAAGUCAGAGAUGUUUUGUUCACUGGUGGAGAUCCGAUGGUCAUGCCAGCUCGUAUUCUGGCAUCAUACAUCGACCCACUCAUCUCCAAUGGGGCACCAUCGCAUCUUGAAACUAUCCGCAUUGGUUCUAAGUCGCUAGCUUGGUGGCCAUACAAGUACACGACCGAUGCGGAUGCCAAAGAGAUACUAGGUAUAUUCGAGCGAGUUGUCAAGUCCGGACGUCAACUCGCCUUUCAAGCGCACUUCAGCCAUCCACGAGAACUUGAACAUCCAGCAGCCCAGGAAGCUAUCCGACAAAUACGCAUGACGGGAGCCCAGAUUCGAGGCCAAGCACCCUUGAUUAGACACGUUAAUGACUCUUCUCAAGUGUGGAGAAAUAUGUGGAAUCUCCAAGCCAAAUUGGGCAUUGUUCCAUACUAUAUGUUUGUCGAGAGGGAUACGGGAGCUUCACAUUAUUGGAACGUCCCACUGGAUCGUGCACAUCGCAUCUUCAGCGAGGCCUACUCCGGUCUGGCAGGAACUGCACGAACAGUUCGAGGGCCUUCUAUGUCUGCGUCACCGGGGAAAGUCGGUAUUCUAGGUGUGGAAAAUGUGAGGGGAGAGACAGUCUUUGUCCUGAAAUUUUGGCAAGCACGAGAUCCUUCCUGGGUUGGGCGAGUGUUUUUUGCCAAAUAUGAUGCCAAAGCCACAUGGCUAAGUGAUCUCGAACCUGCUUUUGGAGAAGCAGAGUUCUUCUACGAACCUCGUUAUAAAGAGCUGACAACAUUGAUGAAAGAUGGUUCCUCUGGGCAAUUAUUAAACUCGAUAAGCCCAUAG